Molecule: messenger RNA, 3674 nt
Organism: Salmo salar (Atlantic salmon)
Lineage: Eukaryota; Metazoa; Chordata; Actinopteri; Salmoniformes; Salmonidae
Biological process (GO): regulation of transcription by RNA polymerase II
Cellular component (GO): nucleus
Molecular function (GO): RNA polymerase II cis-regulatory region sequence-specific DNA binding; DNA-binding transcription activator activity, RNA polymerase II-specific
Source: RefSeq, a predicted model, not a curated record
AUUGUCGUUGUGGGGAACAGGAAGUUCCGGGUAGAAAACGACAGAACUGUGCUUGUAUGUCGAUAGGGGUUGUGUCCGUUUCAAAUGUAUUAUUGUAGGCCGACUCAGAUCAAGUCUGAGGCCGGUAACAUCAACAGUGAGGACAAACCCAGCCUGCCUCUCUCCUUCCACACUGAGUCAAAACCUACAGUCACUGGGUCCUGAUUGUGACAGUGGAGCCCAGUUUGCACUGCAGGAUCCAGAGAUGUCAUCAGUGAAGCUGGAAGACUGCAGUCAAACACUGGAGCUGAAUGUCAACAUUAAAGAUGAAGAAGAGGAGGAGAAGAUUAGGACAACUGUUAAUCAUGGACGACUUGAAUUAAGUCUGAGGCCUGUAACAUCAACAGUGAGGACAGACCCAGCCUGCCACUCUCCUUCCACACUGAGUCCAAACCUACAGUCACUGGGUCCUGAUUGUGACAGUGGAGCCCAGUUAGCACUGCAGGAUCCAGAGAUGGCAUCAGUGAAGCUGGAAGACUGCAGUCAAACACUGGAGCUGAAUGUCAACAUUAAAGAUGAAGAAGAGGAGGAGAAGAUUGGGACAUCUAUUUCUCAUGGAGACCGUGUUGAGACAUUCUCUGCAUCCAGACAACAACAGCAGGAAGAUCACAGAGCUAAGAGGUCUCACCACUGCCCACAUUGUGUGGAGAUUUUCCCAUUUCUAUCAAAGCUAAAAAUACACCUAAAAAUACACACAGGAGAGAAGCCUUACUCCUGCUCUGACUGUGGGGUGAGUUUCUCUCGACUGGAUACCUUAAAAACACACCAACGUAUACAUACAGGAGAGAAGCCUUACUACUGCUCUGACUGUGGGGAGAGAUUCUCUCAAAUGAGCAGCUUAAAAGCACACCAACAAGUACAUACAGGAGAGAAGCCUUACUCCUGCUCUGAUUGUGGGAAGAGUUUCUCCCGAUCGGAUACCUUGAAAUCACAUGAACGUAUACAUACAGGAGAGAAGCCUUACUAUUGCUCUGACUGUGGAAAACGUUUCUCCCGAUUGGAUAACUUAAAAUCACAUGAACGUAUACAUACAGGAGAGAAGCCAUACUCCUGCUCUGACUGUGUAAAAUGCUUCAAAACAUCAACUGAGCUAAAAGUACAUCAGAGAACACACACAGGAGAGAGGCGUUACUACUGCUCUGACUGUGGAAAAUGUUUUAAAACCUCAACUGAGCUAAAACUUCAUCAGAGAACACAUACAGGAGAGAAGCCUUACUUCUGCUCUGACUGUGGGAAGAGUUUCUCCCGAUUGGAUACCUUAAAAACACAUGAACGUAUACAUACAGGAGAAAACCCUUACUCCUGCUCUGACUGUGUAAAAUGCUUCAAAACAUCAACUGAGCUAAAAGUUCAUCAGAAAACACACACAGGAGAGAAGCCUUAUUACUGCUCUCUCUGUGGAAAAUGUUUUAAAACAUCAAAUGAGCUAAAAGUUCAUCAGAGAACACACACAGGAGAGAAGCCUUAUGUCUGCUCUGACUGUGGGAAGAGUUUCUCUCACCAGAGCAACUUAAAAACACACCAACGUAUACAUUAAGGAGAAAAGCCUCAUCAAUUCUCUGACCAGCUAAGAAUAAAGUCACUCCAUCACUUAAUUCUCAUCUCAUAAAAGAAGUUGUAACGUUGAAUUUGAUCAAAUGAAGAAAAUGUAGAACACUCUAUAGUAAUCCUAUUGUUUCUCACUGUGAGAGAACUGUGCAGAGGAAAGGGAGCGUUAUAGAAUGUUAGCCUCUCUUUACUGAUCAGUGUGCACCUUGUUAGUUUUAGUGUACUUUGUUUUGUUAGCUUCUACUAAGAUUUGCACUUAGUGUUGAAUACCCUCUGUGAGGCUUCUCAUUUUGAAAACUAACACUAGUCUGCCAAUUGACAGGGUGGUACUGCUUCCCUCUCAGCCUGGUCUGACUCUGUCUGUGGGGAGAGUGUCAACUGGGCAGCUUAAAAACACACCACCGUUUACAGGUAGGAGAGAAGCCUUACUCCUGCUCUGUGGAGAGGUGGGCGUGUAACUCAAACGUCUAGCCAAAGGCUGCGUGUUUGAAUCUCAUCACGGAGUAUUUUAGCUAAUUAGCAACUUUGCAACUACUUACUACUUUUUAGCUAUUAAUUAGCAUGUUAGCUAACCUUUCCCCUAAACCCAUUUAACUCUACCUUAAACUUCUCACCCCUAACCUAGCUAACAUUAGCAGCAACAACAACUUGGAAUUCGUAACAUGUCAUACAUAUUACAAGUUCGUAACAUAUUGUAUGAAUAGCAAUGCGUAAAAUAACAUACGAAUUGUAAUUCGUAACAUACGAUACGUCCUACAAGUCGUAUUAUACUGAACAACAAUCUAAACGCAACAAUUUCAAAGAUUUACAGUUCGUAUAAGGAAAUCAAUCAAUUGAAAUAAAUAAAUGACGCCCUAAUCUAUGGAUUUCACAUGACUGGGCAGGGGCUCAGCCAUGGGUGGGACUUGGGAGGGCAUAGGCCCACUUGGGAGCCAGGCCCAGCCAAUCAGAAAGAGUUUUUCUCAACAAAAGGUCUUUAUUACAGACAGAAAUACUACUCAGCCCCCCCCCCCCCCAGACAAUCCUGCAGGUGAAGAGGUCCUGGGCUGCCGUGGUUACAUGUGAUCUGCAGUUGUGAGGCCCGUUUGAUUUUCUGCCAAAUUCUCUAAAAGGACGUUACAGGUGGCUUAUCGUAGAGAUAUAAAUAUUGAAUUCUCUGGCAACAGCUCUGGUGGACAUUCCUGCAGUCAUCAUGAAAAUUGCACAUUCCCUGAACUUGAGACAUCUGUGACAUUGUGUUGUGUGGCCUUUUAUUGUCCUCAGCACAAGGUGCACCUGUGUAAUGAUCCUGCUGUUUUAUCAGCUUCUUGAUAUGCCACACCUGUCAGGUGGAUGGAUUAUCUUGACAAAGGCCAAAAUGCUCACUAACAGGGAUAUAAACACAACAUUUGAGAGAAAUAAGCUUUUUGUACAUAUGGAACAUUUCUGGGAUUUUUUAUUUCGGCUCAUGAAACCAACAAUUUACAGUUUUCGUUUAUAUUGUUCAGUUUAUAUUGUUAGGCAAAAUUGUUAGGCAAAAUUGUUAGGCAAAAUAUAAUGUAACCUAACGUAACAUACUAAAUGGAGUGACAUGGAUGUUUUUGUAACAUAUAAUAUGUUUUGCUCUGAGAGCAGGUUGCCCCUCCACAGUAUUCUGUGGGAAUGAGCGUCUUUUUUUUAAAUUAAACCUUUUUUUAACUAGGCAAGUCAGUUAAGAACAAAUUCUUAUUUACAAUGAUGGCCAAGGAACAGUGGAUUAACUGCCUUGUUCAGAGGCAGAAGGACAGAUGUUUAACUUGUCAGCUCGGGGAUUCAAUCUAGCAAACUUGUGGAUACUGGUCCAACACUCUAACCACUUGGCUACCUUCCAUCCCUAACACGUAUCGGAUAGAGAUGGUGUGAUGGUCACUUUUCACCACUAGUUUGGGGGGAUUAUUUUACAACUUGAUUUAAUGAUACACAGUUUAUGAAAUGAAUACGUGUGUUUAUUAAUUGUCUUUAAAACUAGAUUAGUUAUUUUAGUUACAGAUCAAGAAUGUGUUUGGAUAACUGCAUUGAAGCAAACUUUAUUGAUCUGCCAAUGAAAAAUAAAGUUACAUGAAUAUGUA